Molecule: messenger RNA, 990 nt
Organism: Knipowitschia caucasica
Lineage: Eukaryota; Metazoa; Chordata; Actinopteri; Gobiiformes; Gobiidae
Source: the annotation of a GenBank genome assembly
AUGAAAAGCGCAGCGGAGAAUGUGACGCUCAGGGCUGACGGCUCAGGGUCCGGCUCAGGGUCCGGACCCGGGCGACGGAGCCUUGAGCGAGGCUGUGGUUUAGCAUUCAGCCAUUUCCUCUUGUGCACCAGAGAGAAACAGUCACAGACGCAAAACAUGUCAAAACCAUCUGGAGAAACCACAUGGUAUUGGACCAUAGGGAGGGACCACAUGAGACGAGCUGUGAUUGGAACAUCUGAAAGGCACGGCUACAACUACACGGCUGAGAACAGCACCUGUGUUCUAGUCCCACCGGAGACCGCCCAGACCGGAGACCGCCCAGACCGGAGACCGCCCAGACCGGAGACCGCCCAGACCGGAGACCGCCCAGACCGGAGACCGCCCAGACCGGAGACCGCCCAGACCGGAGACCGCCCAGACCGGAGACCGCCCAGACCGGAGACCGCCCAGACCGGAGACCGCCCAGACCGCGUCCUCUGCAAAGUCCCCUCCUCCCUCACCCACCUCCCCUCUCCCUCACCCGCCUUCCCUCCUCCCUCACCUGCCUCCCCCCCUCCUCCCUCCUCCGCCUCCCCUCCUCUCCUCCCUCACCUGCCUCCCUCCCCUCCUCCUCCUCCCUCACCCGCCUCCCCUCCCCUCCUCCCUCACCUGCCUCCCCUCCUCCCUCACCCGCCUCCUCUCCUCCCUCACCUGCCUCCCCUCCCCUCCUCCCUCACCCGCCUCCCCUCCCCUCCUCCCUCACCUGCCUCCCCUCCUCCUCCUCCCUCACCCGCCUUCCCUCCUCCUCCACCCUCACCCGCCUCCCCUCCUCCUCCUCCCUCACCCGCCUUUCCUCCUCCUCCUCCCCUCCCCCUCCCCCCCCCCUCCUCCCUCACCCGCCUCCCCUCCUCCUCCUCCCUCACCCGCCUUCCCUCCCCUCCUCCCUCACCUGCCUCCCCUCCUCCCCACCUGCCUCCCCUACCCUCCUCCCUCAGGUUCUCUGUCAGCUGA